GGGGAGUAGUGUUAUCUUCAUCACUUCUGCAUUUCUGCUUAGAACUGAAAAAGAAAAUGGCGACUCCAAUUUCCAUCCAAUUGAAUCCUUCAAUUCUCUCAUUUCCAUCAAAUUCUACAAAAGCUCAAUUCUUUCAACCCAAUGAUAAAUUCUUGCUUAAACAAAAACUCAAUUCAUCUUCCCGCCAAUUCUCCUCCUCCUUUCUUCAACAACAGCUCCCAGUGCACCAGCUGGCUUCAGCUCGAUUGGUGGCGGUGGCGGCAGCAGCAGCAGCAGCUUCUGGUGUUGUUGAAACUGUUGAAGAUAAACUUCCAGCUGAUCUUCAUGUUACUGAGACACAGGAACCCAAUUCAAGGAUCAGAUUGACUGUAGAAGUUCCAACUGUUGUAUGCGAGGAUUGCUACAAAAAAGUCAUAAAAGAGUUCAUGAGACGUUCAAAGGUUCCUGGAUUUCGUCCAGGGAAGAAUGUUCCAGAAGAUAUCCUUGUUGGCUUUGUCGGGAAGCAAAAUAUUCAAAACGCUGUAGUUGAAGCUAUUCUGAAAAGAACACUUCCACAUGCCAUGUCUUCGGUUACCCGAAACGCAUAUGAAGACUCCAUCCGCAUUGUGACCAAAUUUGAAGACAUGGAAAAGACUUAUCUGUCUCUGAAUUGCUUGAGGUAUGAUGUGGCUGUUGAUGUGGCUCCUGAAAUCAAGUGGAAACCUGACGAUGCAUACAAGAAUAUUAAGGUGGUUGUUGAGCUUGACAGCGAUAUGGAUGCUCAAAGAGCUUCAGAAAAAGAGUUGAUACGGCGUCACAAGUCUCUGGGUGCAUUGAAAAUUGUUACUGAUAGGGGUUUGCAGGUUGGUGAUGUCACAGUGAUUGAUAUAUCAGCAACUACGAUUGAGCAAGAUGGAUCAGACGCUAAAACCAUACCAGCUGCAGAGAGUAAAGGUUUCAGUUUUGAUACAGAAGAUGGAGAUAAUGUCCUUCCCGGAUUUCGUGACUCAAUUAUUGGUAUUAAACGAGGUGAAACGAAAUCAUUCCCUUUGGUAUUUCCAGACUCAUGGAAACAAGAAGAUCUUCGUGGUGUUCAUGCUCAAUUCACUGUUGCAUGUAAGGAACUGUUCUACAGAGAUUUGCCCGAGUUGAAUGACUCGAUUGCUGAAAAGCUUCUCCCAGGAUGCAGCUCCAUUGAGGAGGUCAAGCAAGCGUUGCUACAAAGAUGUCUUGAAGUUGAACAGGCAGCUAAAGACCAAGCAACUGAUAAUGCCAUCCUUGACCAGCUAUACAAGAUGGUUGAAGUUGAUAUUCCUCAAUCUCUUUUCCAAGAGCAAGGAAGACAACUCUAUGGAGCUCAACUUUUACAAUUGCAGGCAAAUAUGAAACUGAACGAACAGCAGCUGGCAUCGUUAUCAAGCCCAAGGGCCGUGAAUGAGUUCCUUGAGACACAAAAAGAAAAUAUAAUAAGUAUCAUAAAACAAAAUUUAGCUGUUGGUGACAUAUUUACACGUGAAAAUUUGCAGUUUUCAACAGAGGAGCUAGUGAAGGAGGUUCAGAACUCAAUUCAAGAAUUCCAACAGCAUCAACAGGAGUACGAUGAGGACCGAGUUAAGCUACAGGUACAAGAGGUACUUGAAGGGGCUAAAGUACUUGAAUGGCUAAGGGAAAAUGCAGAGAUUCAGUACAUAACUAGGUGAAAAGACAGAAAAUGUUCAAUGUUCACUGAUAAGUUUCAACUUAUGUUGAUGCUUCUGAGAACUCCGUCAACGUUGGUGUUCCCAAAUUAGUCAAAGAAUUUCAGCAACUGAUGUGAUAAAUGCUUCAAGCAAGUUUCAGCAGUAUCAAUUUUCCAGAACUUAUAUUGCUGCACGAUUGUUGGCUCGAGCUGAAGGAGCUCUGCAAAAUCUUGAGCAUCUUUUUUGAUCUUCAAAUUCAAUAUCCAGGAUGAUGAAUCGUCGCCUUUUUAAAGUUGGUGAACUGAAACUACACUUAUUUGAGAGGCACUCAAGAGCUGUUUAUUUGUAUACACUUUAACCAAUUCAUUUUUAA
This is a messenger RNA of Solanum verrucosum, 2031 nucleotides long. Its product is annotated as trigger factor-like protein TIG, Chloroplastic. Gene Ontology annotation, molecular function: protein folding chaperone; peptidyl-prolyl cis-trans isomerase activity; ribosome binding. The record is from RefSeq and is a predicted model, not a curated record. Gene Ontology annotation, biological process: 'de novo' cotranslational protein folding; protein transport; protein unfolding. Bases 57 to 1679 code for a protein of 540 amino acids. The transcript has 13 exons. Lineage: Eukaryota; Viridiplantae; Streptophyta; Magnoliopsida; Solanales; Solanaceae.